Rhododendron vialii is the source of this 1227-nucleotide messenger RNA. Its product is annotated as DNA repair RAD52-like protein 1, mitochondrial. Gene Ontology annotation, molecular function: DNA binding. NCBI's taxonomy places the organism in Eukaryota, Viridiplantae, Streptophyta, Magnoliopsida, Ericales, Ericaceae. The transcript is spliced from 4 exons. Bases 132 to 749 code for a protein of 205 amino acids. The record is from RefSeq and is a predicted model, not a curated record. Gene Ontology annotation, biological process: double-strand break repair via homologous recombination.
GGAGUUGUACUACUACUCCAUAAACCCGAGCUUUCUUUUCUUUUGGAGCUUGGUGUGCCGGAGUGGAGUGGAGGGAAACAGAGACAGAGAGAGAGAGAGAGAGAGAGAGAGAGAGAGGAGAGCGGCCAAACAUGGCGUCGUUUUUGAGGAAAGUGAGAUGUGUAUCAAAAACACUCGGUGGCAGUGGAUCAUCAUCGGAUUCGGCGGCUUUCAGAGCUUUGUUUCUUUUGCCAACUUCUUCUUCUUCUUCCCGCUCAUACGCUGCCAAGGCCGCCUCUUCGAAACAAGGAAGAGCAGUGGCUAAUGAAGUUGAAGCAGUAGUCCCAGCAGAAGACGAAGACGUCGUUCCCACAUCGGGAAUCAGCCGCCCUCUCUCCGAAAUCCUCAAACAACUCAACAAGAAAGUGCCUGACUCCCUUAUUAGGGUUCGCACCGAAGCUGACGGCUUCACCGUCAAAUACAUCCCCUGGCAUCUUGUGAAUCGUAUUCUGAACUUGCAUGCUCCAGAAUGGUCUGGUGAGGUUCGAAGCAUCACCUAUUCAGCCGAUGGCAAGUCUGUGUCUGUUGUUUACCGCGUAACUCUCUAUGGGACUGAUGCCGAGAUAUAUAGGGAGUCGACAGGUACUGCUUCUGUAAACGAGGGAACAGGGUAUGGAGAUCCAGUACAGAAGGCAGAAGCAAUGGCAUUUCGUCGAGCUUGUGCACGUUUGGGUCUGGGACUUCAUCUUUAUCAUGAGGAUAUGCUGUAGCCAAACAAAUUGCGGCACCUCACGGAAUACGUGUUCCAUUUUGAGCACUUAUCUGAUUUUAGGAAUGCCGAAUAUGAUAAUUUUGUUGGAUCACCUUCCCUGUUCAGUUAUGAUGGGAUUUGAAUUGAUGGGGUACAUGAUCUUUACUGAUGGUUGUUUCAUUUUCUUCGCUGUAUAAUUAUGAGCACCUGCUUCUACCUCAACUUUUGCCCCAAUUCUUUUUGUGAACGCAAGGGGAUAAGAGAUAACAACCUGGAAGUGAAGAUCGUGGUUUGUUGAAUCUAUUUACUUUUCUUUACUUUCCCCUAAAAGAGAGAAGAUGUUAGCAGUUUUGUGUUUAAGAUUAUGAAGUUAGCAAUAUUUAGCAACAUUCUUGUAAAAAAUGUUGAUGUAAUCUGUGCCUCUUAUGCCGCGGGGGUGGGGGGGAAUGUGCCUCUUAUGUGAAUCUAAUUGGUUAAUUGGUUUAUGGUGAAUUUGC